Messenger RNA from Auanema sp. JU1783, 309 nucleotides. The record is from the annotation of a GenBank genome assembly. Lineage: Eukaryota; Metazoa; Nematoda; Chromadorea; Rhabditida; Rhabditidae.
AUGUUCAGCUUCUACGAUCUCGAAAAUCCUAGUGAGGAGGCUCUGAUAAUAUUUUUAACGAAUGUUGUAGAUCAGGUCAUGGCUGAUUUGGUAGAAUCGAAAUGUAUCAUUAUCGAUGAGGUCCGCUUCACUUACUGUUUCGCUGUUCAACCUGUUGAAGUUUCAGGAAGAGAACAACAUUGUGUCAUCACCAUUCGGAAGGUUGACUCAAUGAUGAACUGGAGAAUGCGUAAGCUCUUCCCAAGAUCUUUGUUCACUUCAGCGUUGUUGUCCAACCUAUUGGGACGUCCUGGAUUCUUCCAAUACUAA